This is a messenger RNA of Syzygium oleosum, 2672 nucleotides long. RefSeq names its product transcriptional corepressor LEUNIG_HOMOLOG. The coding region runs from base 62 to 2401 and encodes 779 amino acids. The record is from RefSeq and is a predicted model, not a curated record. Gene Ontology annotation, molecular function: protein binding; transcription corepressor activity. NCBI's taxonomy places the organism in Eukaryota, Viridiplantae, Streptophyta, Magnoliopsida, Myrtales, Myrtaceae. The transcript is spliced from 17 exons.
CGCGCUUCGGGUCUCGAGCUGGUUCUUCCGGCGCCCGGGAGGGGGGACGGGGGGAGCUGCAAUGGCGCAGAAUCAGAGCAACUGGGAAGCGGAUAAGAUGCUUGACGUUUACAUCUACGACUAUUUAAUGAAGAAGAAGCUGCACAACACUGCGAAGUCGUUCAUGACCGAAGGGAAGGUGUCACCGGAUCCUGUUGCGAUUGAUGCUCCUGGGGGAUUUCUUUUUGAGUGGUGGUCAGUCUUUUGGGAUAUAUUUAUUGCAAGGACUAACGAGAAACAUUCUGAAGCUGCUGCAGCGUAUAUUGAGGCACAACAAGGUAAAGCAAGAGAACAGCAGCAACAGCAACUGCAGAUGCAACAAUUGCAUCUUAUGCGUCAAGCUCAGCUGCAAAGAAGUAACUCUGCUCAGUCUUCACUUGGAGGUCCUGCAAAUUCUGUCAACUCUGAAGGAAUGUUAGGGCAACCUACUGCCAGUGCACUAGCAGCAAAAAUGUAUGAGGAGCGCUUAAAAUUAUCUAAUCCGAUGGAUUCCCAGGUUUCCCAACCGCUUCUGGAUGCUAGAUUGGCCCUCCUGAAGUCAACAUCAAGUCAUCCUGGUCAAUUGGUCCAAGGAAAUUCUGGGAGUGUAACGGCAGCACUGCAACAAAUUCAGGACAUCAAAGGUGAGGUUAACAUGGGUGGAACUCCAAGGUCGUUGCCUAUGAACCAUUCUUCAAUCUACAGCCAGGGAGUCAUGCAGCCAAGACCUGGAAUUGGGAAUGCAGGAUUGAACCCUGGAGCUGGUGAUUUACCGCUGAAAGGAUGGCCUUUGACGGGUAUUGAGCAGAUUCGACCAGGUUUAGGUGCACAGGUCCAAAAACCAUUUUUACAGAGUGCAAAUCAGUUUCAGCUGUUGCCACAGCAACAGCAGCAACAGCUUUUAGCUCAAGUUCAGACACACGGAAACAUCAAUAAUUCACCUAUCUUUGGCGACAUGGAUCCUCGAGUCUUUAGAGGACUAGCCAGGGGAACUUUAAAUGCAAAAGAAGGCCAGGUGGUUGCGAAUGAUGGAUCUGUAGGCUCUCCAAUGCAAUCUACUUCAUCAAAGAUGAAUAUGCCACAACAGUCUUCGUCUCAGCAACAGCAGGAUCCUUUGCAGUCACAGCAAAUGCAACAGAACAACAGGAAGAGGAAGGGGCUGUCAUCUUCUGGACCUGCUAACAGUACAGGCACAGGAACUACGGUUGGAGCCCCCAACUCACAACCAUCUACUCCUUCAACUCAUACAGCUGGCGAUGGAGUUUCCAUGGCAAGCAACGUGCAACAAGCUGGUAGCAUGUCGAAAGGUUUGAUGACGUAUGGUUCAAAUGGAUUGGCCGGUCUUACAUCUUCUGCAAACCAGCUGGAUGACAUAGAUCAUUUUGGCGAUGUUGGCUCUUUGGAUGAUAAUGUGGAAUCUUUUCUCUCACAUGAUGCUGGUGAUGGAAGAGAUGUGUUUGGAAAGCUAAAGCAGAACGCUGCUGAACAUGCUGCAGAUUCUUCAAAAGAGUUUUCCUUCAACGAAGUUAGUUCCAUACGCAAGAGCAAUAGCAAAGUUGUCUGCUGUCAUUUUUCUUCGGAUGGGAAAUACUUGGCAAGCGCUGGUCAUGACAAGAAGGUCAUCCUUUGGAAUGUGGAAACAUUUCAAACUGAGAGCACUCCAGAAGAACAUACUCACAUAAUCACUGAUGUGCGUUUCAGACCAAACACAACACUAUUGGCAACGUCUUCAUUUGAUACCACCAUUCGGGUUUGGGAUGCAGCGCAACCAAACUUUUGCGUACGGUCUUAUACUGGACACACCUCCCAAGUGUUGUCCCUCGACUUCCACCCUAAGAAGAAUGAUCUUUUCUGCUCUUGCGACAGUAACAGUGAGAUUCGCUUAUGGAGUAUCAGUCAAUAUUCAUGCACCCGUGUCUCCAAGGGAGGUAUUGCACAGGUAAGAUUUCAACCCAGGACAGGGCAUCUGCUUGCGGCAGCAGCAAAUACUGUGGUCUCCAUCUUUGAUUUUGAGACGGACAGACUGUAUCACAUGUUGAAGGGGCACCAAUCAGAGUUACAUUCUCUAAGUUGGGAUGCCAAUGGAGAUUAUUUGGCAUCUGUCUGCCCGGAUUCUGUUCGAGUGUGGCGAGUGUCCUCGGGUGAAUGUGUUCACGAACUCAAUUCCAGUGGAAACAAGUUUCACUCAUGCGUGUUCCAUCCAACCUAUUCCAAUCUUCUGGUUAUUGGCUGUUACCAGUCGUUGGAAUUGUGGAACAUGGUAGAGAACAAGUGUCUGACGGUCGCAGCUCACGAGUGUGUUAUUUCGGCGUUGGCCCAGUCGCCGUUGACGGGGAUGAUUGCCUCAACCAGUCAUGACAAGUCGGUUAAGAUUUGGAAGUGAAAGUUCACCCCUGCUUUUCUUGCUUCUUAGAGGCCUUCAAUUUGAGCGUGUUUCAAGAGCUGAGGAGGGUCACAAAGGAGCCAAAAACCACUGGUGGGUGUCACCCAUACUUCCUCACCAACAUAAUUUAUCCAUUUAAUAAGGUUGAAGCAGGAUCUCGCUCGGCUUUGUCGUAAUUCUGGGCCACCCCAUAUCUGUAACACUAUGAUUGUCCCUUGGGAAUGUACAACAUCUCGAUUUAUCAUCGUUGGAAUCAUAAUUUCUCGUCUAU